This is a messenger RNA of Cyprinodon variegatus (sheepshead minnow), 3494 nucleotides long. It is a transcript of the gene map6a, whose product is annotated as microtubule associated protein 6. Gene Ontology annotation, biological process: regulation of microtubule cytoskeleton organization; cytoskeleton-dependent intracellular transport; microtubule cytoskeleton organization. Gene Ontology annotation, cellular component: cis-Golgi network; Golgi-associated vesicle; microtubule. Gene Ontology annotation, molecular function: calmodulin binding; microtubule binding. NCBI's taxonomy places the organism in Eukaryota, Metazoa, Chordata, Actinopteri, Cyprinodontiformes, Cyprinodontidae. The record is from RefSeq and is a predicted model, not a curated record. The transcript is spliced from 4 exons. The coding region runs from base 249 to 1379 and encodes 376 amino acids.
UGAGGCGGGCGGGGCCCUUUCUCCCUGCGGUCCCCUGAUGUUGCAGGAACAGCAGAUCGGACUCAGACGGAACCAGAAACGGUCCAUUUUAACAGCGUCUCUCUCCUUCGGUUAUUCCACACUAUGGGAUUAUUAAAUAAACGGGUUUAACGUCGGACCCUCUCUUGGUUUGCUCCAAUCAGUGCAGUGGAGUGGGAUUUUCUGUCGUGUCAGUGGAAGUAAGCAGUGUUUUUGGUGUAUCAGUCGCCAUGGCCUGGCCCUGCAUCAGCCGGGCCUGCUGCAUGGCCCGGUUCUGGAACCAGCUGGAUAAGGCUGACAUCGCGGUGCCUCUGGUCUUCACUAAAUACACGGAUGUGUCGGAGAUGCAGCACAUCCAGCUGCAGCCGCAGCUCCAUCCUCCACAGGCCGGGGUCGCCAUAGAAACGCAGCCUCUGCGCGCAGAACCCCGCGCCGCCAGAGCGCCGCGCGGGCCGCGGAGGUGCGUCUCCGAGGAGCGCGUGUGCAGCUCGGUGAUGCGCGAGGACUUCAAACACUGGAAGGUCCGUCCGGAGCCCAGCUGCAAACCCAGGAACGAGUACCACGAACCGGAGACGCCGUUCAACACCGAGACCCAGUACCAGAAGGACUUCAAGCCCUGGCCCAUCCCCAAAAGGUACGACCAUCCCUGGAUACCCCCAGCGGGGCACGACCCGCAGCCCAGGCACGACCCGCGGCCCAGGCACGAGAAGAAGCACCUAGCGCUGGAGGCGGAGUGCGGCGUGGAGAAGGGCGCCAUAGCCGACAAGGUGCAGGAGAAAGACCUGCUGCAGAGGCAGGAGAGGAAGAAGCGCUCCAGUAAGCAGGUGGUGCUGAAGGUGGAGGCAGAGGGCAAAGGCAGGGCGGCGGUGGAUGCCCUGAACCGACAGAUCAAACAGGAGAUCGGCGCUGGCAGCUCCUACAAAACUGAGUUUAAGGCGUAUAAAGAUGUGAAGCCAGUGAAGAUGAUUCGUGCAAAGUCUCAGUACCUGCCUCCAGAUGAAAAGACGAGUUUAGAGACCAGCUACAGCGCCAACUUUAAGGGACUCGCUCCACUGCAGCCCGCUGACAACAAGGCCCAGGAGAGGAGGAGGAUACGCAGUCUGUACAGCGAGCCCUACAUAGACCCCAUCAAACAGGUUGACAGGUAUAGUGCCCUACGCUCUAAACCUAAAAAGCCUGGAGCCACAGCCGCAGGCCAGGGUAAACCAGCGAGGAAAGCCAAAGAUAAGCAAAGCGCCACGCUGAAGGGCUCCAAGAAGACGACCUCGGAGAAUCAACCCGAGAACCGGCCGGCAGUCGGGGACAAGGAGAAAAGUAAAGAGAUCAACAACAAACUGGCUGAGGCAAAAGAAUCACUAUAGUAACGAGUGGGCGGAAGCUUCCUCUUUCUGUCUCCGCCAUUUGAUGCUACCCGCCUCCCCCACCCGCUGCUCACCACCAUCUCCAGGUUGCCAUGGCUACUUGGCUGCCUCGCCAACCAAUUGGAUGACUGUCGUUGCAUGGGCUCAUUUACAAGCACGUCUGAGGGGUUGGCUUUGAUCAGCUGAGCAGAUUGCUUAGUAGAGUUUAUCAAGGAUUUGUCUCUCUUCCCUUUUUUUGUUCUUUUUGGAAGCAAAAAAAUGACUUAUUGGCUCUUUUUUAUUCAAUCUUCAUUUGUUUUUAAAAAGAAAAUCUUUGAUAAAUGUACCGCUUGGGUAUUCAUGAUGUGUCUGUGAUCCACAGCUUGUUCUGUACUUUUCUGUCUGUGUUUAAAUAUCCAUCAAUGCUUUGGUAAAUGUGAUUUCCUUUCUAGUGUUUUAUUAUGAACUCUGUUCAAUGAUAGUAAAUGUCGUAAAUCAUCUAAAGAUCCUGCUCCCACCAUUCAGCAUCUCCUUCUUUAAUGUAUAACGCCCCAUUUGUUUCUAGAGAGGCGGUUUAGUUGUAUUAGAGCGAUUAUGCAUUAAGGUCGAGCCCUCAGGAGAACAGAGCAGGAUUCCCUAUGAAUUACAUAACGCUGUGAUGCAGACAUAACCCUUUUAAACCAAAGCAGCACUACCAUUCUAGUAAUACGAGAGGGAGGCGUUAUGGAGCAAAUGCUGGUCCAUUAUUUUUGUAGCAGAGAACAUGUUAUGUAAAUAGAAAUUUAAAAAGAAUGCAAUCCAGAAAUGAAACUUGCUUUGCAUUAAUUCACUCAAAUGGAUGGAAACAUUAUUAGGCCCGAGCAGCAAAGCGCUGCGAAGGCCUAUUGUAUUUCGAAAGUUUCUUAUUAUUAUUAUUAUUAUUAGGCCCGAGCAGCAAAGCGCUGCGAAGGCCUAUUGUAUUUCGAAAGUUUCUUCUUCUUAUUAUUAUUAUUACGAUUCUUGUUAUUAUUAUUAUUUUUUUUUAAGUUUUCUCUAAAUUGGCAUCACAUUUGGAAGGAACACUGCUACUGUCAUUGUGGCAAAAUACAACACGAUAAUGUGCAUCAACAACAAUGUCAGUCAUAGUGUAGUUAAACAUAUUUCAUGGCAGCUUUUUCAGCAUUAGUUCAGGGAAUACAACCUUUCAAUGAAUGUCCACUUUACUAAAUCAUUCAUCAUAUUUCUAAACAUCUAUCCAAGAACUUAUGCAAGUCCCUCAUGUUUAUUGUCAUCAGUUCUCAUUCUUAUUACAUCAUUAAUCCUCCAGCGAACACAGUUCAUGCAUAACAUAUCCACUAUCAGCAUGUAGUUAGUCCACCUGAGCACAGUCCAUGUAUAACAAAACCACUAUUAGUGUAUAAAUGAUGCAAUCACUACAUAUUUAGCAUAAGGUAGACAUAAGACUAGUAAAUAUGCACAAAAACUGACAUUUUUUAAAUAGAGCAAAUCAGUUUGGCAUUUUUUUCCUUCACUGGUUUGGAAGGUAAUUGUGUUUUGGUCUUCAUGCUAGACCAGAAACAUGUAGAGUUCGGUUCUGCAUUAUUGACAUUGUUUAUUAAAAACAUGAUGCAGGAUGAGCUUUAUGUGGUUCUGUCUGUAAAUAGAAAUGUUCAAUAAAUUUCCCCCUAAAUGUCUCCCAGCACUAAAUGCUUAAUUGCGAUAAAGACAGACUUUUAUCACAAAUAUCACCACCUGCAUUAAACUAAAGUGGUAACUAGUCUGACAGCGUAACAGAGCGACAUACCCCGUCUUUUAAUGAUAGUUUAAAAUCUGAAUUAUCCAUAAUUUUAUUCAGUAACCUAAUAGGCUCUUGUUUUGUUACUUCUAAAUAUUUCUUGUCUAAUAAUGUGCAAGACAUUUUUUUGUAUAUUCAGUUUUUUAAUUACAUGUACUACUUGUUUUUUUAAAUUCAGCGUAAGAAAAUCGCUGCUCGUUUUUAAUGAAAGAUCCCCCUCGAUACAAGAGAAAACUGUUUAACCCUAUAAUGCCAAAUGUAUCAUAUUUGAUACAUACGGUUUCUGAAAUGUUUUGCGUCUGACACCUUUUGCAUAAUUUAAUGGUAAAAACUUUGCUCAAAAUCCUAUUGUACACAAUCAG